UGGAUUCUAUGUGCAAGCUAACACAUUUGUCCAUUCUACAAAUAGUGUUAUACCUUCUACUUCAAAUAUCUUUUUGUUCCCAGUGAAUUACUUGCAACAUUUAAUAUUGAUUUUCAUUUGUUCCAUUGUUAUUAUCAUAUAAAUAUAAAUACUUUCAUGAUUUAGAGGACAGAUUCAUUACGUGGUAUAUUUGGCGAGACAAAUCAAAGUGAACUGGCUGCUUUCAUUUCAUAUGCGCUGGCAUUUCCGAGUGGAUUCCUUGCCCUUGUUGAUACGUAUGAUGUUAUGCGAAGUGGAAUUCCCAACUUCUGUGCAGUCGCUUUAGCUCUUAAUGAGUUGGGGUAUAAAGCCUCUGGAAUUAGGUUGGACUCUGGUGAUCUAGCCUAUUUGUCUGUUCAGGUUCGUAAAUUCUUUUGUGCAGUGGAAAAGGAAAUUGGAGUACCUGGUUUCAGUAGAACUUUUAUUACAGCUAGCAAUGAUCUUAAUGAGGAAACACUCGACCACUUGAACAAGCAGGGACAUGAGGUUGAUGCCUAUGGAAUUGGGACAUAUCUUGUUACAUGCUAUUCCCAAGCUGCUCUUGGUUGUGUUUUUAAACUAGUCGAAAUAAACAGUCAGCCUCGAAUCAAACUUUCUGAAGAUGUUUCAAAGGUCUCCAUACCAUGUAAAAAGAGAUGUUUCAGACUGUAUGGAAAAGAAGGCUAUGCAUUGGUUGAUAUAAUGACUGGGGAAAAUGAACCACCACCUAAGAUAGGAGAGCGUAUUCUAUGUCGUCAUCCAUUUAAUGAAUCAAAGAGGGCGUAUGUAGUGCCACAGAAUGUUGAGGAACUUAUGAAGUGUUACUGGGCUGGAAAAUCAGGUAAAUUGAGAGAAGAACUACCUCCAUUGAAAAAGAUUAGAGAUCGUUGCAUGCAGCAGCUGGAACAAAUGCGACCUGAUCACAUGAGGAGGUUAAAUCCAACCCCAUAUAAGGUCAGCGUGAGCGCAAAGUUGUACGACUUCAUUCAUUUUCUAUGGCUCAAUGAAGCACCAGUUGGCGAACUGCAGUAAGCGAGAGAUGGAGAUAAAUUUAAUAGACCGUCAUAGCAACAGUAUUAAAAUGUCCAAAAAGUUUUUUGCCCAUAAUUUAUUUUUUACUUAGAUAUGAGAAUGUAAAAUGUAUAUCAGAUGUCCUGUUGUAGCAACUUGUUUUGUUAAGAAUCGUCAUUUAGGUUAUAGAUUGUUCAUUCAAAUAAGGGGGAUUAUUUUUCAGUAUGUAUGUACAACUUGUUCAGUUACCGUCAGUCAUUCACUUGAUUCUUUAGAUCAUACAAUAAUGAAGAGGCCAUAUGCUGCAUGCAAGCCCACAGCCGAAGAGGGAAUAAUAAAGACACCGAUAUUUGUCUGUACAGCUCAUCCUUUUGUUUUCUUGAUGAGAAUUUUGUUAUCUUUUGCUGUAUUUUUUUGUUUGGACAAAUGUUGAUUGAUUGGAGGUUGUGGCAUAGAUUGUGACAGGAAUAGGAAAAGACAUGAAUAAUGUUGUUUCCUUUGUCUUU
Molecule: messenger RNA, 1535 nt
Organism: Asparagus officinalis (garden asparagus)
Lineage: Eukaryota; Viridiplantae; Streptophyta; Magnoliopsida; Asparagales; Asparagaceae
Product: nicotinate phosphoribosyltransferase 2-like
Exons: 8
Coding region: 286-1050 (254 amino acids)
Biological process (GO): NAD+ biosynthetic process
Molecular function (GO): nicotinate phosphoribosyltransferase activity
Source: RefSeq, a predicted model, not a curated record